AUGGAGUGUUUUGCAUUGAAGUUAGCUCUGGUGUUGUUAGUAACACAAGGAAGCAUUGUUGGCUUCUCUUUGGCUUCUUCUCCUUCUUCUUCUCCAAAUUUCUUUUGUAAAUUUUUUGGCUGCCACUGGAAGAAGCCUCCUUUUUGGCGACCAUUUCCAUAUUCAACACCUCAGCCGCCGCCACCGGUGACGUAUCCACCGCCGUUGCCUCAGCCGCCGGUCAAGACGUAUCCUGAGCCGCCGGUCAAGACGUAUCCUCAGCCACCGGUCAAGACGUAUCCACCGCCGUUGCCUCAGCCGCCGGUCAAGCCAUGUCCUGAGCCGCCGGUCAUGACGUAUCCUCAGCCACCGGUCAAGACGUAUCCACCGCCGUUGCCUCAGCCGCCGGUCAAGCCAUGUCCUGAGCCGCCGGUCAUGACGUAUCCUCAGCCACCGGUCAAGACGUAUCCACCGCCGUUGCCUCAGCCGCCGGUCAAGCCAUGUCCUGAGCCGCCGGUCAUGACGUAUCCUCAGCCACCGGUCAAGACGUAUCCACCGCUGUUGCCUCAGCCGCCGGUCAAGACAUAUCCUGAGCCGCCGGUCAAGCCAUGUCCUGAGCCGCCGGUCAAACGUAUCCUGAGCCGCCGGUCAGACGUAUCCUCAGCCACCGGUCAAGACGUAUCCACCGCCGUUGCCUCAGCCGCCGGUCAAGACAUAUCCUGA
Molecule: messenger RNA, 702 nt
Organism: Microthlaspi erraticum
Lineage: Eukaryota; Viridiplantae; Streptophyta; Magnoliopsida; Brassicales; Brassicaceae
Source: the annotation of a GenBank genome assembly